AUGGCGAGUGCUUUGAAGAAAUUUGGCGAAAAGAUCCUCGGAGAUUCGAAACAACUCAAGAAGCUAUUCAAAGAGAUCACCCCUGGCGGUCGCAUCCUGCCAACCAGGACCAGCAAGAAAGAUGCUGAGUACCAAUGUCGACUUGAUAUGGGAGAAGAGAUCACGGGCAAACCUGGUUAUUACAAUGUGUACCUUCAAGUCAACACUCAAGCGAAAAGUGAGGGGCUCAAAAAUUGGCUGCGGAAAAACCCACAUGGGAAUCUUGCAACAACACAAAUAAACAAAAAUGUUCUAGAAAGUGAACAAGAUAACGAAGGACGUCGUGUGGUCGAGGAUCUGAUUGAAAUGGGCAGGAGGAACCUCUGA
Messenger RNA from Trichophyton verrucosum HKI 0517, 366 nucleotides. RefSeq lists its product as uncharacterized. Bases 1 to 366 code for a protein of 121 amino acids. The record is from RefSeq and is a predicted model, not a curated record. The transcript has a single exon. Lineage: Eukaryota; Fungi; Ascomycota; Eurotiomycetes; Onygenales; Arthrodermataceae.